GGUAAUGGUAGAUAAGGUGAAUGGCUAAAAAUUUAUAAACAUACUGUGAUCUGGCAACACUGUCUUUCUUUUACGUCAAAAACAAGUGUUCGGAAUGGCAGACGCGCCGACAACAGCGCCAAAGGCCAAAGCGCCUAAAACAAAAGCACCAAAAGAGAAAGCUGCAAAGGAUGCUCCAGCGGCGCCAGCGGAAUCCCAAAAAGUCGUACGCAAGGUUUCCAAAGCUCGUCACGGUAGACUGUAUGCUAAGGCCGUGUUCACAGGAUACAAACGUGGUCUCCGAAACCAACAUGAAAAUACUGCACUUCUGAAGAUUGAAGGUGCUCGAUCAAAAGAUGAUGCAUUAUUCUAUGCAGGCAAGAAAUGUGUAUAUGUAUACAGAGCCAAGAAGAGGACACCUAUUGCUGGAGGACCCCGUGGAAUUAAGACCAAGUUGAGGGCCAUCUGGGGCAAGGUGACUCGUCCCCAUGGCAACUCUGGCAGUGUCAGAGCUCGCUUCAAGUCUAACCUUCCUGCUCAGGCAAUGGGACACAGAAUACGAGUGAUGUUGUAUCCAUCAAGGAUUUAAACAGCCUUUAAUUUAAGAAUUAAAAAUAAAACCCAAAAAAAUCUUU
Molecule: messenger RNA, 614 nt
Organism: Pieris brassicae (large cabbage white)
Lineage: Eukaryota; Metazoa; Arthropoda; Insecta; Lepidoptera; Pieridae
Gene: RpL35A
Product: 60S ribosomal protein L35a
Exons: 4
Coding region: 95-568 (157 amino acids)
Biological process (GO): ribosomal large subunit biogenesis; cytoplasmic translation
Cellular component (GO): ribosome; cytosolic large ribosomal subunit
Molecular function (GO): structural constituent of ribosome
Source: RefSeq, a predicted model, not a curated record